AUGGCUCAUUUCCAUGAGUAUAUAUACCGUGCAUCUCCAGACCUCCAGAGACCGGACCACCAGCCAGAGAUGGACAGCUCCCCGAAACCUCAGUACCUCGAGGAUCAAGAAGCCCAAACGAAGACAGGCGGAAAGCGAGGAGGAUGGAUCACUCUUCCCUUCAUAGUUGCCACCAUGCUGGGGCUGGGGCUGGCCGUCAACGGGACGACCAGCAACAUGCUGGUGUACCUGCUCAAGGAGUACCACGUGGACGGCGUCAAAGCCGCGCAGAUCGCCAACGUCGUCCGCGGCUCCCUCAACCUCGUGCCCAUCGCCGGCGCCGUCCUCUCCGACUCCUACCUCGGCUGCUUCCCCGUCAUCCUCGCCGGCGCCGCCAUCAACGUUCUGGCUUUUGUGUUGUUCACACUCACCGCGGCGCUGCCAUCCCUGAGGCCGCCACACUGCACAUUGUCGUCGGCUGAGUGCCAGCAAGGAUCCCCCGGGCAACUCUUCGUGUUGUACGCUGCCAUUUGUCUUCUCGCCAUUGGCGCUGGCGGGACACGUUUCAACAUCGCGACAAUGGGCGCGGACCAGUUCAGCAGCACGCGCGACAAGGACAGCUUCUUCAACUGGUACUUGGUCUUCCUCUACGCCUCUUUCAUGCUCGGCGACACAGCCAUCGUCUACAUCCAAGACAGUGUGUCAUGGGCGGUGGGCUUUGGUGUUUGCCUCGCCACGACGGCAUUCGGCACAAUCAUGCUUCUUCUAGGCGUGUAUUACUACCGGAUGCCGGCGACAAAGGCCAGCCCGUACACAGAGCUGGCUCGCGUCAUCGUGGCCGCCGUGCGCAAGGGUAGCAUCAAAGUUUGCGGAGCGCAAGGCAGUGUACAUUACAAUGUGGGCGCCGGCGCUGUUGUGGACCCAUCCGGCGAUGGGGCACCAAGUAAAAGCUUAAGAUUUCUGAAUCGAGCCGCCAUGAUCACUACAAGCGACAAAUCAUCCGUGUCCGGGGAUGUGUCAGCUGGCUCGUGGCGGCUGUGCACGGUGCAGCAAGUGGAGGACCUCAAGGCCGUCGUCAGCGUCUUCCCGCUGUGGUCCUCCGGCAUACUGUUGUUCAUGUCGAUCGGCGUGAUGAUCGGCAUGAUCGUCCUACAGGCGCUCGCCAUGGACCGCUCAGUCGGACCACACUUCAGCAUCCCGGCAGGGUCGAUCGGUGUCAGCUGCCGCGUCUCGUUCAUCUUGGCUACCCUAGUCCUGGACCGUGCCGUCUUCCCUCUUUGGCGCAAGAUCACCGGCGGCACGCCACCGACCCCGCUGCAGCGCGUGGGCAUCGGCCACGUGUUGAACGUGGGGGCCCUGGUCGCCGCCGCACUGGUGGAGCGCCGGAGGCUUGCACAGCCUGGCGUGCCCAUGUCCGUGAUGUGGCUCCUGUUCCCGAUGGGAAUCGCUGGGGUCGGGGAGGCCCUACACUUUCCUGGCAACAUGGCCUUCUACUACCAGGAGUUCCCCAAGACGCUACGGAGCCUGGCUACGGCCAUGGCGCCGAUGCUCGUCGCGCUGGGGUUCUUCUCAAGCACUAUGUUCAUGGAUGUGGUGGCGCGGGUCACCAUGUGGCUGCCGGAGAACAUAGACCAUGGGAGGCUGGACAACGUCUACUGGACGCUUGCGGCGGUGGGCACAUUCAACUUUGCCUACUUCCUCGCUUGCGACAGGCGUUACAAGUACCACAACCGCACGGCGAUGUAG
Molecule: messenger RNA, 1725 nt
Organism: Triticum turgidum subsp. durum (durum wheat)
Lineage: Eukaryota; Viridiplantae; Streptophyta; Magnoliopsida; Poales; Poaceae
Source: the annotation of a GenBank genome assembly